Messenger RNA from Cryptotermes secundus, 6319 nucleotides. It is a transcript of the gene Dp1, whose product is annotated as vigilin. Gene Ontology annotation, cellular component: cytoplasm; nucleus. The record is from RefSeq and is a predicted model, not a curated record. The transcript has 22 exons. Lineage: Eukaryota; Metazoa; Arthropoda; Insecta; Blattodea; Kalotermitidae. The coding region runs from base 154 to 3891 and encodes 1245 amino acids. Gene Ontology annotation, molecular function: mRNA binding.
GCGCAUGCGCAUGAAGCCGGUCCAUGUUGUGGACGUUGGUGUACGACGGUCGAAUUGGAGAAAGGGAUGCGAUUAAGAAAUAACUAGGACGGAUUAUCUGGAUUACAGUACAUGUUACUGUAACGACUUGGCGCGAAUCAGGACAUCCUUACAAUGCAGCAAGCAGUGAUGGAGGAGGAAGCCGCUUAUGAUCCCCCAACCCUUAAAUACGACGACGCUUUUCCAGCGUUGCCUGAGUCAGUCACUUCAACCUCCCCAACCGUAAACCAACUUGGGCAAUGGAAUAAUAAAAUGAGAAUUGGUUCCUCUGUUGUCACCCAGGUUUUCAGAGUGCCUUUUGAGGAACGCAAGUUUGAUCACAGUGAUAAGUUUGGCGAAGGCGAAUCUGUGCGUACUUGUUCAAUGAUCAUGAAGGAGACUGGGGCACAUAUUGAAAUAGCAUCAUCAAAAGACAUGUCUUUGACAUUCCUAGUGACUGGGAAACAGAAUGCAGUAUUGGAUGCAAGACGCAAGAUUCUGACACAUUUUCAAACACAGGCCAGUAUGUGCAUCUCCAUUCCCAAGGAGCACCAUCGUUUCAUCCUAGGGAAGAAUGGGAACAAACUGAAGGACUUGGAAAAGACAACAGCAACCAAGAUUUCUGUACCUAAUAUGGCUGACGGUUCAGAUAAGAUUACUAUAACUGGAACAAAGGAAGGCAUAGAGAAGGCAGUACAUGAAAUCAGAGUAACAUCAGAUGAACAGUCAAAGCAGGCGUAUGAGCGCAUCUCUGUGCCAAAGAUGUACCAUCCAUUUAUCUGUGGAGCACAUAAUGAGAAGGUGACAGCCCUCAUGAAUGAGACGGGGGUAAGAAUCAACAUCCCUCCUCUUUCAGUGCAGAAAGAUGAAAUCAUUAUUACAGGAGAAAAGGAAGGAGUGAUGACAGCCAAAGAGCGGAUUCUCAGCAUCUAUCAAGAAAUGGAGAAGAAAUGCACGAUUGUGUCAGUAGAAGUUCCAAAGUCACAACACAAGCAUGUGAUUGGUCACCGUGGCAACACCAUUGCAGAAAUCUUGCAAACUACCGGAGUCAGUGUAGAGAUGCCUCCUAAUGACUCUAGUAAAGGCACUAUCACCCUUAGAGGUCCUCAUGACAAGCUUGGUCUUGCCCUGAACAUGGUGUAUGAGAAGGCACAUAGUGUUAUCACAGCUACUGUGGAUGCUCCAAAUUGGAUUCACAAGUACAUCAUUGGGCGUAAGGGUGCCAACAUACGUCGCUUCACACAAGACCUAACAAAGGUGCACGUUGAAUUCACUGACAAGGAGGACAGAAUUAAGAUUGAAGGACCGCCAGAGGAAGUAGAGAGAGCUCAGGCUUCUUUAGAAGAUAUGGCAAGAGACCUGAUAUCGAAGUUAACAUUUGUGGAGAUGACAGUUGAUCCAAAGUACUACAAACACAUCAUUGGAAAAAAUGGUGCUAAUGUUAAUCGGAUGAAAGAUGAACUUGGAGUGGUAAUUAACAUCGCAGAAAAUGAUAGUAGCAACCUAAUUCGUAUCGAAGGCAUCAAAGCUGGCGUGGAAAAGGCAAAGCAGGAACUCGAAGAUAUGGUUCAUAAAUUGGAAAAUGAAAAGGAGAGGGAUAUCAUCAUAGAUCAUCGCUUCUACAGAACUAUCAUUGGUAGUAAAGGAGACAAUAUCCGUGAAAUUCGGGAAAUGUUCAAUCAAGUCCAGAUAACAUUUCCUGGCCCAGGGGAAAAUCGCGAUGUUGUGAAGAUCCGCGGUCCUAAAGAAGAUGUGGACAAGUGUUAUAAGCAUUUGAUGAAAAUUGUGAAAGAAUUAAAUGAGAGCAGCUAUGAGACUGAAGUACCAAUCUACAAACAGUUCCACAAGUUUGUUAUUGGUAAAGGUGGUGCCAACAUUCGCAAGAUUCGUGAUGAAACUCAGACCAAGAUUGACUUGCCAGCAGAAGGUGAGAAGAGUGAUGUCAUCACAAUAACCGGGAAGAAGGAGAAUGUUCAGGAAGCCAAGGAGAGGAUUCUGAAGAUACAGAAUGAACUAGAUAACAUAGUAACAGAGGAAAUAGAGAUCCCACCAAAGUUUUACAACUCCAUGAUUGGUGCUGGUGGAAAACUGAUACAUACCAUCAUGGAGGAUUGUGGAGGUGUUGCCAUUAAAUUUCCUCAAGCAGAAAGUCACAGUGACAAGGUGACAAUUCGUGGUCCGAAGGAGGAUGUAAUGAAGGCAGUUCAGCAGCUCCAGGAACUCGCAACAGAACGACAGCUAUCAAGUUACUCAGCCGAAGUUCGUGCUAAACAGCAACAUCACAAAUACCUGAUUGGGAAGAAUGGCGCCAACAUUAAGAAGAUUCGUGAGAAUACUGGUGCUCGCAUUGUGUUCCCUACUGACAAGGAUGAAGAUAAGGAGGCCAUAACUAUCAUUGGGAAACAGGAGGCAGUUGAACGUGCCAAAGCAGAGCUUGAGGCAAUUAUAAAAGAAAUUGACAAUAUUGUUGAAAGUGACAUGAGUGUGGAGCCAAGACAUCACCGACAUUUUGUGGCUCGACGUGGAGAAGUCCUUAAUCGCAUCUCAGAUGAGUGCGAUCAUGUAAUGAUCUCUUUCCCCCGCCCAGGGGUGCAGAGUGAUAGGGUGGUCCUGAAGGGAGCGAAGGAUUGCAUUGAAAUGGCAAAACGGAGGAUUCAAGAAAUUGUUGCUGAUCUGGAAUCCAUGGUCACUAUAGAGUGCAUAAUUCCUCAGAAGCAUCACCGUACUGUCAUGGGUGCGAAAGGAUGCAAGGUGCAGGGAAUCACAUAUGAGUUUUGUGUGAACAUUAAGUUCCCUGACCGUGAUGCCCAAGAGGAGUAUCAUAAUCACCAGGAUGAGGGGCAACAACCAAAUGGUAAUGUGGAGGAACAUGAGCCUGUACGUGUGUGUGAUGUGAUCCGUAUCACCGGAAAGCGAGAAAACUGUGAAGCAGCUCAGAGAGCGCUCUUGGAUUUAGUACCUGUUACUGUUGAGGUUAAUGUUCCCUUUGAUUUUCACCGUUCUAUCAUUGGCCAGAAGGGAAGAGAUGUACGUGAACUCAUGGAAAAGUAUGAUGUUCAUAUUGUAUUGUCCCCAGCAGAUCAGCGACUGGAUAUUAUAAAGAUAUCAGGUACUCCAGCCUGUGUUGAAAGAGCAAAAGAAGCAAUUGAGGAGCGAUGCAAGGAGCUCGAAGCCGAGAGGCAAGACCGCAUUUUGAAAUCAUUUGAACUAAAGAUUGAAGUCGACCCAGAAUACCAUCCUAAGAUUAUUGGGAGGAAAGGAGCUGUUAUCUCCAAAAUUCGAUCUGAUCAUGGUGUACAGGUCAAUUUCUUAAAGAAGGGUGAUCCUGAGGAACAUAUCAUAACCAUCACUGGGUACGAACAGAACACACUAGCAGCCAGGGAUGACAUCAUGAAGAUUGUCAACGAAUGGAAUAACAUGGUGAAGGAGGAGGUACACAUUGAUGCUCGAGUCCACUCAAGACUCAUUGGUGCCCGUGGACGCAAUAUACACAAGAUCAUGGAACAGUAUAGUGUUGAUAUCAAGUUCCCAAGAAGCACAGACACUGAUCCAAACAUUGUCACUGUGAUUGGUGCUGAAGAAAAUGUUUUGGAUGCCAGGGAUUGCCUCUUAAACCUGGAAGAAGAAUAUAUGCAGGAUGUAAAUGAUGCUGAGAUGAGGGAAAGUUAUCGUCCCAGUUUCAGCCGUGGUGAAGAUGGUGGUUCUUCCUUAGGCCAUGGUGGAGGAGUUACUGGUUUUGUGGUGAAAGGAGGACCCUGGGAACAACGUGCUCCUGAUACAGCCAGCACAUCCGAGUUUCCAUCUUUUGGAGGUGGUGGAGAAGACCCACAAUGUGUCCCUUCCCCAUCAGGUGCCUGGGGCCCUCGUCGUUAAGAUUGUUUACCCUGGUUUAUGUUUAUAUUGUCCUAAGAAUGGCUGCAGUUUUUCUGUUGAUAUUUCUUUUCAAUAGUGAACUUGUCUUAGCAAAGAAAUGCUACAUUUUAAGUUAUAAUUUAAGGAGAGGGUUUAUCAUUUCACAACUGUUUUUGCAUCUGUUCAUCUUCAAUGAAAAUGACAAAUUGAUAGAAUACUCAGAAACUCAUUUCAUUGAAAACUUCAGCACAUUCUUAGGUGGAAGAUAUUAACAUGCCAUUAUUCAGUUAUCUUUAGGAAGUGAACUGAAGAUAGUUAACACAACGUAUACACCAUUUAGAUUGGGUUUGAUCAUUUUUAUUGUCCUUGUUGUAGCAAUUAAAUAUGGGAUUAUAUAGAAUGAGAAUGGCUUUGUCGUUGGCCUAAUUAAGGGUGUUUGUACUGUAAUGAAUUAGUAUAAUGAAUUAUACAGCAUGUUGGUCCCUUGGAUGAUUGCAUUGGCAACUAUUAGUAAGGCAGCCCAAAACUGCAAAUUUUAUAUUCAAUUUAUAAAUGUAUUCUGAUGUCAUUCAGUAUUCACCUUUUAUGUUAACUUGAUACCUUUUCCAGCAGUUUGGGCUCCACUAUUGCAUCUUGAGACAUAAUCACAUUAGCAAUACCCGAGCAUAGAGGAUGAAAUGAUACACUGUCAGAACAGGUUGAAAUUAAUUUAGUAUAAAUGAUAAAAGAACUCAAAGAGUAUGUGAUUAAUUUAAAGAAAAAAGUCAUUAAUUAUAUUGUUGGUAUAAUGAGAUAGUCUUUCUCAAGGGUGACCAGUCUCCUCACCAAGAAUGUGUAAAUUGAAUUAGGCAACAAUGUUGAUGACGUAUACAUUAUUUGGGUGGUGGCUUCCCUGUCCCUCACUGACUGCUGCAUUAAUGACCCUGGCCUGAUAUCUCUGGACUCCGAGACUUGGUAUUUGCUGAUUGGAUGUUAAUUCAAAGGUCUUCCCUUACUUCCCCCCCCCCACCAACCAUACCUAUGCCCCAUUUAUAUAGAUAAUUUAACAUUUCCAUCCACAUUUAUGGAUGACAAGGAAACCGUUACUGAGCCAUGAUAGGUAUGAGAUUUGGGGGGUGGUUUCUCUACAUUACUUUCCCAAAUGUAGUUCAGCAGAUAAUUUCACAGGAAAGCUAGUUGCAGCUUACUGCCCCCCCCCCCCCUGUACAUGGAAAAUUGAAUCUGGUUAGAUAUUUUUCAUUUACAGUUUUUAUGAAAGACAUCCCGGUGGCUCAGAAAGUGGAAAGCUGCAACACACUUGGCUAAGUGAUCACGGUACUUACAUAUCGAUGUGUAGACUAAAGAAACAUUUCAUGGCUUCCGCACAGAUGGCCUUCUGCUUAUCAGAUAUACUGUAACAAGGCCUAGUGGUACUGUAAAUAUGAGAAUUGCUUCUUGUGCAUACAUGUGCAGAUGGUGGUUGGUAUCUGAGUCAAGUUGAACAUGUAUGUGUGUAUGGUGGGACUAGUUCAACUUGUGUGUAUAUAUAGUAUAUGAAGUAAUAUAUUGUUGCCAUCCCAAGUUUUUGAAUCAGAAAUCAGUCUCUUUUCCACAAUGCCUACAUUUGGUUGGGAAACUAAACUGAAAAUGUGAAGAAUUGCCAGGUCUGCCCAUGACUAUAUUGAGCACGUCUAAGCUACAAAACACAGGUCCUCUCAGGCUCUAUUUCGACAAGUCUUGGUUUUUUGCCAGGAUGGUGAAGUGCACUGAUUGGUCCUUGAUUGUGAUGUGUAUGGUGUAACUUGUUAUUUGGUAACUGACUGCUUUAUAUAGUGUGUGGUAAGAUGAAACAAACUCGUUAGUGCUUACAUCAGAUGCAAUGAAGCGAUUACAUGCAUUCAUAGGAUUGCUGUGUUCUGUUGUGCUUUUGUCAUAGAAGUUCUGAAUUUUUUAUCAUUAUUAUUGUAAUUAUUGCAGGCGGGGACACAAAAACAUGGAAGUUUGUGCCUUGACCGAAGUAGCCUCCGGAUUUCUAAAAGCAAGCAUUCAUUCCCCCCCACCCCACCAAAUCACUGGAUUUGAAAUAUGGGACUUAUAUAUAUAUAUUUUUUUUAUUUUCCCUUUCUUGCUAUUUCUGAGAACACAACUGCCUUAGGAUAAUAAUAUGGGUGAAGGAGGUGAACUUUUACCAUAUAUAUGUUGUUAUUGUAAUUAUUAUUUCUACUACUACCAGUGCUACUAAAACAGAUUAGACAUUUAUCCAUUGUUGAGUUUAUAUACACAAAGACUAUACCAUACAAACUUUUCAAUUGAUAUUCAGUAAUCCUUACUGCUGUGUGAUACCGAAGUUUGUACUCCCCUAGGAUUCAUGUAUUAAUGCAUGUAUCACUGUUAAAGAAAUGUGGUGCUAUAUGAGGCAAGGAUCCAAGUGGAAGUUGAGAAUUGAAAAUAAAAAUUGAUAUGUUACAAA